GAGCCGCUUCCUUCAAGUGCGCUGGGGCGGCUGCAAAAGCUCUCUGUAGAAACGAGAGGAGAACUCUCGGAUUUUCGUCCGGCUCCGGGCGGGCAGCGGCGCAUCCCAUCCGCCCGUGCAGGGGACGAAACGUCCAGCUCUUUGCUUGCUUGGGUCCGCUGGGGCAAGGGAAGCGCGAGCACCGUUCAUUUCUAAAUGCUUCGAAAGAGGUUCCCGUGUGGGUUAUUUUCAAUAGGAUGCCUUUGACUGGGGAUCCAGGACAACCUCAUCCCGACCUCUGAAUGCAAGAUCAAGGUGAAGCUACACUGCAGGGUUGUUGUAAGCUGCGUCACAGGCUGUCUCUCCAAUUGGCGGCAUGGGGAUGAUGAUCUCUCGGUUAAGUCUCUACAGCGCAAAAGAGCAACCGCGCGCAAGGAGACCCGAGCUGGAGCAGGCUCCUCUUGCUAUCCGGCCGCGGCGGUGCUAAAAUCUUGGACAGGUCCUUACAGUUCUCCAUCCUUCUCUAACCUUUCAUUUUGGAGCUUGCGGACGCGGAAGUCCCCAGCUGGAACUUGAAGCGGGCUGCUCUACACUUUUUAUAUCUGUUUGCGUUAGACUCCCGCAAAUCAACCGAACUGCUCCUGCGGGCGUGGCCUUGUGGCUCGAAUGGGCGGAAAGGGAGAAACCACGUGCCUAGCUUGAUCCAAUCAGAAGCCUAAUUGCGACCACAACCCGGAAGAGGCCGUUCCUCCGGAUUCCACGUGGUUUUGCACAGUUGCCCCCGCGUGGAUGCAGCAGCGGUCUGCGCAAGAUGGCCGAAGAUGUGGAGACAGGUGAAGCGCUGGAGAUGAAUGAGGGUGAGGAGGCUUCCACCGAGGAGGAGGGGAAGCGACGGGGCAGGAAAAGGCCCCCAGCCUCUGCAGGCGUCUUGCAGCCAGUGAAGCUGUGCAAAGCGGAGCUGUACAAGCCACCCACCAAUGAAGAACUGAGUCGCCUGAAGGAGACCGAAAACCUGUUCCAUUCCAACCUUCUGCGCUUGCAGAUAGAGGAACUUUUAAAAGAGGUGACGCUCAAGGAGAAGAGGAAACACAAAAUCGACUCCUUCCUCCACGAAAUCAAUGCUUUGCUGAGCGCAGUUCCAGAGACUCCAGAAAGAAAUAUCACGGACCAGUCCUGGCUCCCAAAGGGGGUGAAGGUGCCGCUUCUGCAGCUCCCCUUCAGCGUGAAGGGCAGCUUCCGCUUCCUGCCGCCGGCGGCGGUGAAGGUGGUGGGGAGUUACCUGCUGGGCACCUGCAUCAAGCCGGAGGUCCAUGUGGACGUGGCGAUGGUCAUGCCCAGGGAGAUCUUCCAGGACAAGGACCACCUUAACCAGCGCUACCACCGCAAGAGGGCGCUCUACCUGGCUUGGGUUGCCCACUGUCUGGCGAAGGAAACGCUCUUCGGCAGCGUGAAGUUUGCCUACAUGAACGGAAACCACCUGAAGCCGCUUGUUCUCUUGCAGCCCCAAGGGAAAGAUGCCAAGAUGCUGACGGUUCGCCUCUUCGCCUGCCCUGCCGAAGGGGUCUUCAGGCCCAGCCGCCUGCAUCCCAGCAAGAACAAUAUCCGCACCGCCUGGUUCCUGGAGAAAGACUCACCUGUGGCAGGAGCGGUGGAACCGCCGACGCCUCACUACAACAACUCGAUUCUGUGGGACCUGGCGAUGGAGUCCAACCUGGCCUUCCUCGCCGGGGCAGCGACAGACUUUCAAGGCAUGCGGGAUGGCGUGUGUCUCUUCAAAGUCUGGCUACACCAGCGGAAGCUUGAUAAGGGCCUUGGGUGCUUCAGCGGCUUCCUGGCCUCCAUGCUGGUGGGAUUCCUCUUGGCCACGCACAAGAUCAACAAAGUGAUGAGCGGUUACCAGGUGCUGCGGAACGCCCUCCAGUUCUUGGCAACGACGGACCUCAGUCAAUCCGGAAUCAGCCUCGCGAAGGAGGACGACGUCACGCUGCCUACGCUGGCUGACUUCCACAAGGCCUUCCAGGUGGUCUUUGUGGACCCUUCCGGGCUGGUGAACCUGUGUGCGGAUAUGACUGUCAACACAUACAGACAGGUCCAGUUUGAAGCCAAGCGCUCCAUGGAAGUUCUGGAUGACAAAACAGUGGACGGAUUCCAGCUGCUCUUCAUGACCCCCAAGCCGCUCAUCCAAGCCUUUGACCACGUCUUCCACCUCCGGCACGUCUCAAAGCUGCAGCUGGCCUGCAAGAAGUUGCAGCUUCUCAGUGAGCUGAUGGACCACGGCGGGAACUACGUGGCCGCCACGCUGCCUUUCCUCCUCGGCUUGCUGGAACGGGGGCUGGCCCAGAGGGUUCUGCUGCUGGCGCACAGUCUUCCCGAGACCCCGCCGUGGCCGAUCAACGCGGAUCCCCCAAAGCACAAAGAUGCGGGGUGCCUGUCGCUGGGGCUCUUGCUGAGCCCCGACUUUGCAAGCAGCGUCUUGGAGAGGGGCCCCGAAGCGGAUCGGCCGGAGGCAGUGGAGUUUCGGCAGUUCUGGGGCGAGCGCUCCGAGUUGAGGCGCUUUCAGGAUGGGGCCAUCUGUGAGGCCGUUUUGUGGGACGCGCCGAACGUGAGCCAGAAGCGCCGCAUUCCGGAGCGGAUCGUUCGUCACCUGCUGCAGCUGCACAUGGGCAUUCCAGAGUCCUGCAUCUGCUACACUGGCACCCGGCUGGAGGCAGUGAUCCAACAGGGUCGCGAGCCAACAGGAACCGGAGAGGAGGCCACCGUGAGCUUGGUCCGUUCCUACGAUGACCUGAGCCGCAAGCUGUGGAAACUGGAGGGGCUGCCGCUGUCAGUGACGGCUGUGCAGGGGGCCCACCCGGCUCUUCGGUGCACAGAUGUUUUCCCUCCUGUGCCCAUGAAGCCAGACUACGCCUAUCAUGCCAGAAGCAAGGACCGCGAGUCGCUUCUGCCCUUGGAGGAGAAGCCGUGCCCGGCCUAUAUCGCCCCAGUGGAAGUGAUAUGCCACAUGGAGGGCAGUGGCCAGUGGCCCCAGGACAAGGGAGCCAUCCAGCGGGUCAAGGCCGCCUUCCAGCUGCGGCUGGCAGAGCUCCUGAAGCAGCAGCACCAGCUGCUCUGCCGGGCCGCCCCCACCUACACGGACGUGUAUAAGGAUGGCUAUGUCUUCCGUCUCCGAGUGGCCUACCACCGCGAGCCCCAGAUCCUGAAGGAGGUGGUCACCCCAGAGGGGAUGCUGAAAUACGAGGACAACGAGGAGUCCCGGCAGCUGGAACUGGAGACCCAGCAUUUGCCGUACCUGACCAGCUGCCUUCAUGGCCUCCAGCAGCAGCACCCCGCUUUCGGCAGCACCAGCCGGCUGGCCAAGCGCUGGAUCCGUGCGCAGCUGCUGAGCGACAGCCUCUCCGAGGAGUGUGUGGAUUUGCUGGUGGCCUUCCUCUUCCUGUGCCCAGCGCCCUUCACUGCACCCAGCUCUCCCCAGGUGGGCUUCCUUCGCUUCCUUCACCUGCUCACCACCUUCGACUGGAAGAACAGCCCCCUCGUGGUGAACCUGAACGCGGAGCUCAAAGACGCCGACUCCGUGGAGAUCAGGAACCAUUUCGUGGCGGCCCGGCCCCGGCUGCCGGUCAUGUUCAUCGCCACCCCCAGGGAUCAGCGGCGCUCCAUGUGGACCCAGGCGAGGCCUUCAGCACAGAUCCUGCAGCGACUCCUGGUGUUGGCUCUGGAGUCUCUCCGGGCUCUGGAGGAGCAGCUGAUGGACCCCCUGGGAGGCCAGGAUGUGAAGAUGGUCUUCCGCCCCCCGCUGGACCCUUACGAUGUCCUCAUCCACCUGAACCCCAGGCAGAUCCCCAGGCACUUGGAGGCCGUGGACCGGCCGGUCAAAUCCUUCAGCCGGGGGAUGCUGAGAAGCGAUGCGGCGGUGAAGACCUCGGCUUUCCCCGUGGUGGAUUAUGACCCGGUGCAGCUCUUCCUCCAGGAGUUGCGGGAAGCCUUUGGCGCCCUUGCCCUGUUCUUCCACGACCAGCACGGCGGAGAGGUCAUCGGGGUCCUCUGGAAGCCCUCCGCCUUCCAGCCGCAGCCAUUCAAGGUAUCAAACAUGAAGGGAAGCAUGCUGCUGGCCCUCAGCACCGAGCCCCAGACAAUUCCCAAUGUGGCGGCCAUUUUGGAAGACUUUGAGAUUUUGGGAGGAGGACUGGUCAAAUCGGUGGAGGCUUCUACCGAGAAAUGGUCCAUUUAGAAGCUCGUGGGACCCUGCAUCGUGUCUCCUGUGCUCCUCUGGAGGAAUUCUCACACAGAACUUUUCUAUUUCGAAAUCUCUUGGCGGAAAGGAAUUUUUAUUAUGCUGAUAACUUUGCUCCAUGCCAUUUCCUCCUACAAAGGCCUCCAGUUUAGGUAGCCCUGACAUCUCUCGUAAAGGACACGUUAAUUGCAGAAGCGCUAUUAAAUCCUUUUGCCUCCAA
Messenger RNA from Varanus komodoensis (Komodo dragon), 4430 nucleotides. RefSeq names its product nucleolar protein 6 (gene NOL6). NCBI's taxonomy places the organism in Eukaryota, Metazoa, Chordata, Lepidosauria, Squamata, Varanidae. The transcript is spliced from 26 exons. Gene Ontology annotation, biological process: rRNA processing; tRNA export from nucleus. The record is from RefSeq and is a predicted model, not a curated record. Bases 791 to 4207 code for a protein of 1138 amino acids. Gene Ontology annotation, cellular component: UTP-C complex; CURI complex; small-subunit processome.